Messenger RNA from Phalaenopsis equestris, 654 nucleotides. RefSeq names its product putative lysine-specific demethylase JMJ16. Gene Ontology annotation, molecular function: histone H3K4me/H3K4me2/H3K4me3 demethylase activity. Gene Ontology annotation, biological process: chromatin remodeling. The transcript has 3 exons. The record is from RefSeq and is a predicted model, not a curated record. The annotation marks the transcript as partial. NCBI's taxonomy places the organism in Eukaryota, Viridiplantae, Streptophyta, Magnoliopsida, Asparagales, Orchidaceae. Gene Ontology annotation, cellular component: nucleus.
GAUGCUGCUUCGGUACGGUGUCUUCCUAUAGGUGUUUUUCGUGGGUGCAAUGAAUGUGGCGAUUGCCAGAAGAUCGUAGCGAGAUGGCGCCCAGAAGGAUCAUGUAGGCCCAUACUUGAUGAUGCCCCUGUGUUCUAUCCAAGCGAAGAGGAGUUCAAAGACACUCUAAAAUAUAUCGCCAGUAUACGCCCUACAGCAGAACUAUAUGGAAUUUGUCGCAUUGUUCCUCCCCCUUCAUGGAAGCCUUCUUGUCCUCUUAAAGAAAAACAUUUAUGGGAAGGCUCCAAUUUUACCACUCGAAUCCAGAGAGUGGACAAGCUUCAAAACCGGGAUACGACGAAAAUGCUGUUGAGAAACCAUAGAAUGAUGAAGCGGAAAAGGAGAAGGCUCGCUAAAAUGAAGGCAGCUUACAAUGAACCCAAUUUAGAUAUUUCAGAAAUCAACAAAACGGGGCCGUAUUCUCAAAGAUGCGGAUUUGCACAAGGUCCAGAUUUUAGUCUAGGCACAUUUCAGAAAUAUGCAGAUCAUUUUAAGGAGCAAUAUUUUUGCAAUAAUUUAAAUGCAAACUUAAGGUUUGAACAAUGGGAGCCAUCUAUUGAGAAUAUUGAAGGGGAAUAUUGGCGAAUUGUUGAGCACCCCACCGAAGAGCUUGAG